AUGACACCAACAUCUCCAUGUGGCGGAUAUAUCUGCGGCGCAUCACUGAACUGGACGCCACAUCGGACUAGGGGACUCUUGAACAAGAUAGCAGCAUUCAAUGAGCCCAAACUUUAUACCCAGGAAGACGCCCGCCGACCAGCUGGCAGAGAUUACAACUUUGAUACUAGAGCGCGCCACUCAUUCUGGUUCAUGCACAUGUAG
Messenger RNA from Akanthomyces muscarius, 204 nucleotides. RefSeq lists its product as uncharacterized. The record is from RefSeq and is a predicted model, not a curated record. The transcript is spliced from 3 exons. Lineage: Eukaryota; Fungi; Ascomycota; Sordariomycetes; Hypocreales; Cordycipitaceae. The coding region runs from base 1 to 204 and encodes 67 amino acids.